AUGUGUUAUCUGAACAAGGUUUGGAUUGCAGCAUCGUUUGUGGCUGCUCAAGGAAACCCCGAUCACGGCGUGAAGUUGAAAACCGGGCUCAGCUCCGCACACCACCUACAACGCCGGCUUUCCUCCGAUAUCCGCCCUCUCUCCGCCACAGCUGACCCCGUAGAUGGUCCGCGUGUAGAAGAAAGACGGGUUACCUCUUCUUCCACUCCUGAUGAAUCUCUCCGUCAGAUCAUGUACCUCAACUGCUGGAGCCAAGGCUAAUUCUAGUUCCAUGCAAUCCAUCCACAGAUGUUGAUGGUGGCUCGCUCUUGGACCUGCUGAGUCGGAUAAAGCGAGAUGGAUCUUCUGAUGAUAAUUGUAUAUAUGUGAAUAUGUUCAAAAAAUAUCAAAAACAUGCGUUCGUUAAUGAGAAACAUCGUCUAUUUUCCAAAUUA
This is a messenger RNA of Brassica napus (rape), 434 nucleotides long. RefSeq lists its product as uncharacterized. Bases 1 to 261 code for a protein of 86 amino acids. The transcript has a single exon. Lineage: Eukaryota; Viridiplantae; Streptophyta; Magnoliopsida; Brassicales; Brassicaceae. The record is from RefSeq and is a predicted model, not a curated record.